Messenger RNA from Closterium sp. NIES-67, 4856 nucleotides. The record is from the annotation of a GenBank genome assembly. Lineage: Eukaryota; Viridiplantae; Streptophyta; Zygnematophyceae; Desmidiales; Closteriaceae.
CUCCCCAUUGCCCUACUUCUUUUCCAGUCCUCCCUUUCAUCAGGCCCUUUUCCCUAAUUUCUCUUGGGACGCUAGGGACGUUCCUGCCAGGAUGAGUCACAGGAAGUUCGAGCAUCCGCGCCAUGGUUCCCUCGGCUUCUUGCCCCGGAAGCGCUGCAAGCGCUCACGCGGGAAAGUGAAGUCGUUUCCCAAGGAUGACCCCACCAAGGCGCCGCACCUGACGGCGUUCCUGGGCUACAAGGCCGGCAUGACGCACAUCGUCCGCGAGGUCGAGAAGCCCGGAUCCCGUCUGCACAAGAAGGAGGCGGCGGAGGCGGUCACCAUCGUCGAAACCCCUCCCAUGAUCGUCUGCGGACUCGUCGCCUACGUGAAGACGGCCCACGGCCCGCGCACGCUCACGCACGUGUACGCCGGGCAUCUGAGCGACAACGUCCGGCGCCGGUGGUACAAGAACUGGCACAAGUCGAAGAAAAAAGCGUUCACCAAGUACGCUAAGAAGUUCAGCACCGAGGACGGGAAGAAGGAGAUCGAGGAGGAGCUCGAGCGCAUGAAGAAGCACGCGUCGAUCAUCCGCGUGAUGGCACACACCGAGGUGCACAAGCUCAAGGGCAUCAAGCAGAAGAAGUCUCAUCUGAUGGAGAUCCAGAUCAACGGCGGGACCAUCGAGGAGAAGGUCGACUGGGGCUACAAGCUGUUCGAGAAGGCCGUUCCGAUCGAUGCCGUUUUCAGGAAGGACGAGAUGAUUGACAUUAUCGCCAUCACCAAGGGUCACGGUAACGAGGGUGUGGUGCACCGUUGGGGUGUCACCCGCCUGCCUCGCAAGACCCAUCGCGGUCUUCGCAAGGUUGCCUGUAUCGGAGCGUGGCAUCCGGCUCGUGUCGCGUACACCGUGGCGCGCGCCGGUCAGAAUGGUUACCAUCACCGCACGGAGCUCAACAAGAAGAUCUACAAGAUCGGGAAGAAGGGCGACGAGAGCCACAAGGCCAGCACCGACUACGACCGCACUGACAAGGAGAUCACCCCGAUGGGCGGCUUCGCGCAGUACGGUGUGGUCGGGGAGGACUACAUCAUGAUCAAGGGGUGCUGCCCCGGCGUGCGCAAGCGCGUGGUGACUCUCCGCCGGUCGCUGCUGAAGCAGACGUCGCGCAACGCGCUGGAGGAGGUGAAGCUCAAGUUCAUCGACACCUCCUCCAAGUUCGGCCACGGCCGCUUCCAGACGUCCGAGGAGAAGGCCAAGUUCUACGGCCGCACCAAGGCCUAGAGCGUGGGGCGCGAAUGUGGGACCUGUGUGGAGGGCCGCGAAGAUGCUUAUGCGUCAUGGCACGUGGCUUGGGCCGCUGGUACUGUGCCCAGCGGCUGAAGGAGAGCAAGCCCCACACCACGACCACGUAUCCUGCACUAUGUGGUUUGGUUGGGGGGCUUGCUUCUCUGGGCGCCCUGCACCACUGCCAUGCCCUCUGCCUUCCCUUGCUUAGUGGCUGGAGUCUCCACAUGGCAGUGUUGGCUUGAGGGGGGAUUGAUGCAGUCGAACUUUGAGAACAUGGAUGUGACGUCGUUCUAUUGGAGUUUGAUCCGUCGUUUCAUUUGUGUACAGCAAGAAUAGUUGCGUAGAUCUGUUAAUCAGUUAAUUUGUCAUCUAGGCAGGGCCAAUAACCUCCUAAUUGAGUCACUUUGUGGGGCCAGCAGUUCGCUGCUAGCCCUCCGAAUUCCAUAAAUUAUGCCGCCCAUAUGUCUUGAUAUCCAUACGGCAUUAGGUGCAUUGCUACACCUCAUGUGGCAUGAUUGCCAGUCGGCCCUUUUAUGGUUUUUUCUUUGUCACGUAGCUGGGUAUCAAGGAAAGCAACGCAGCGUUUACUACUGUUUUGUGGGCUCAAACUCCUAGGAUGUCCCUUCAUGCUUCCAUCGCGCCACGUCAGAUCCGCUUUACGAUAGCAGCGUCACAUAUUCCUUCCGCCGACCGAGCGCGGUCUGGUCGAGAAUAGCAAAGCCGGGAAUUUGUGGCCAAAUACGCAGGAUCGCUCGAAUAAGAGACGCGAACAGGACUCCGCCAUGGAUCCUCGUGAAUCCAAGGAGCCGACUCCUCUAGACGUCUCCUCGUUGCCACGUAGGAUUGUGUUUGACGACGUGCUCAGCGCGCAGGAGUGCGAGGAGCUUGCAUUUAUCCACGCCAGCAGCAGCACGGUGGGGUACCGGCCGCAUGUGUGCUCCACCACGCUCUCCCACCUCAUCGCCGCCAACUGCGCUCCCCUCAUGCUCCCCAUCCUCCCCAUUCGCGAUCGCAUACGGGACAAGGUGGAGGAGGCAUUCGGCAUGCAGCUAGGGCUGUUCAUUGAGUUCACGGGACUCAUCAGCUGGUUGCCAGGCGCCAGCAUCGGCUGGCAUGCUGACGACAACAGGCCGUACCUCAAGCAACGAGCAUUCGCUGCGGUGUGCUACUUGAACGAGUACGGCAAGGACUUUGAUGGGGGGCUCUUCAGGUUCCGAGAGGGCCAUCCACACUCCGUUGCUCCCAAGCCUGGGAGACUGGUGGCAUACUCAGCUUCAGGCGAGAAUGAGCACUGCGUUGACCCUGUGAUUCGGGGUCAACGCCUCACCCUCACUCUGUGGUUCACACUCAACCCUGCACACAGCGAAGACUCCUCCCUCCUCUCCCUUCUUUCUCGCAUCCCACUCUCUCUCCGCCCUCCCUUUCCUCACACUUCCCUCAACCCCACACCCAUGGGGGAUGUGGGGCCUGGAAGGUUCCAUGACGAUGGGGAGAAUGCUGAGGUGGAGGUUGUAUCUGAGGGCAGGGACAGAUGGGAAGUGGUAUCUGAAGCCAAUCAGAGGGGGAAAGUGGGAACUCAUGGGCUUGGGGAAAAUGGCCGAGACUCAGCACCAAAGGGGAAUGUGGAAGAGAGGAGCAGAGGGGAUGGAGGGACAGAAGGGUCAAAGAGGAGACGUGUGAGCAGCCUACUGUGCUCCCAUUGUGGGCCGGAGGGCUUAGCAUGCCUGCAUCGUGAAAGGGAGGACAGGGACGAGGCAGUGCUGGUGCCCAUUCCGCUUUUAGCGUCUGAUUCUCUGUAUAUAGUGCAGAAGGAGGGCCAGGGGGGAGAGGGUGAGGCAGCGGAAAGUGAAGUGGGGGGAGGAGUGCAACAGGGAGGGAGGGAGUCUGAUAGGGAGGAGCAGGGCGGGAGGGAGGUUGAUAUACGGGUACAGGAGCUAGCCAGUAUGGGAUGGAGGGCUGCCCCUUUUGUGCAUAACAGCUGCAGUGCCACGAUAGGGUUACCGCCUGGGAGAGAUGAUGCAGGGUUACGGGAGACGGAGUCUGAGUGGGUGGUGUUAGUUCCUGUGCUGGCUCAUGAGCUCAGAGACGGGGCUGGUCCCUGCCCUCCUUGGUCAGUUUCAAACUCAGGAGAGGCUGGGACAAAAAUGGUAAAGAAGGAGAAGGAUACAGGAGAGGGGAAGGAGAGGAAGGAGAUUGAGGCUGCAAUGUCUAUAGGAUGCAUCGAUAGAGGUGAAAUGAGGGGUAAAUGUGAUAGCGGGGGCGGGGGGGCAGACGAGCAAAUGGACUCCUCUCAGAAAGAAGUGCGUGUUCCGCCACCGGUGCUGUUCUUCAAUAUUCUGCACGCCUUACAGGUAGCAGCCUUCCACAGGUGGCGGACUAAAUCAAGGGCAAAUGCAGGGGAGUGCUGCAUCAACUGUGGCAAAUGUGAACAGUGCGAAAGGAACUCUGGUUGUAAUGAAAAGAUUUCCUGGAGGGGAAUGUUAGAUGCAAUGGAGCCGUGGAAAAUGUACAUGAAGGGUCUCACACGCAAGUUUCAGGAAUCCUCACCCAAAUGGCAGGCUGAUCAAAUCCUGUAUGACUGCUUGUAGUCUUCCUGCAUUUUCGAAAGUUCCCAUGCUGUUGCAACGGGCCCAGUAAAAGCAGCAAGCACGAAGUCUCUCACCUCGAGUUUGACAUGCUGGCUGGUAAGGCCGCGAAGAUCGAUAGCUCGAGCGUCCUCUCCCGUAAGGUCCAUCGAGAUGGACGAAGGCCAGGGCCAAUUUCUGCCCGUGAGAUUCUUUCCCUCCGCUUACUACGUUCACACAGCCUGCUCGCAGAAGGCGGCGGCAAAAGCUUCCUGUCGCUUUCGCCCUUAAGCGCGGAAGACCAGUUCCUGAAUCUGGUUUCGUUGUUGGCAGGAGGUCCUUACUGAGUUCUUCAGACAUGUCUACGAAGCGGAGAGCUCAGAGGUGCGUUGCAGGUUUCAUUUUACUGUAUUGUUGGAGUCUCCGCAUUUUAGGAAAUUUUCGGUUGUGAACGGAGACCUUUUGCCAUAAGGCCUAUACAGCUUCCAGGUUCAACCUCCGCAGCAUUCGGGGUGGCAGCAGGGCAAGGGGGCGAGGAUGAAGCCAGCCUUGCUCAUGCAGUUCCUCCUCUUGAUUCGCCUCAAGGGCUCGUCAGAAGCGCAGGCGAAGCGGAAGCAGCAUCACGUCCGGGUCGUUUGAGGGAGAGAGAUGACGUGGAGGGUGACUCUGCCGAAGCAGAUCCGCCUGCUGGGGCGGCUGAAGCUGGUGAUGAGCCGAGGGAGGUCGUUCAGGGUGAGGAGGGUGAUGGUGGGGCAGCAGGGCAAAGGAAGAAGCGCAAGAGACAAUCCAGUGUCGGCGCAGGAGGCGUGGCUCUUCCUGUAACAAAGCCAGCACAACGCCUUUGUUGUGGACUUCUUCGCCUGUUUGUUCAGGAAGCAGUUGGCCGUGCAACAGAGCAGGCAGAGGUGGAAGGCUCCUUGGUGAUUGAAGGACCUCAUUUAGAAAGGAUUCUUCCAAAGCUGCUCCUGGAUUUCUGAGUACAGUAUCAGUAGUGUCAAAUCUGUUAAACAUUCACAUGAAGGUUU